GACCUUUUCGAGCCUCCGGGGCCAGAGCUGCGCGCGGUCGGCCGCCGCCGGGAGCCAUGCUGAGGAGCUGCGCCGCGCGCCUGCGCACCCUCGGGGCCGUGCCGGGACCCGCGCGGAGGCCAUUUUCUUCUGAGAAAGCCAUUCAAAAGGACUAUUCGCUCCCUAACCCCAGCUGGACCAAGGACAUAAGACUCCUUUAUGACCAGUUCAUGAAGAAAUGUGAAGAUGGAUCCUGGAAACGUUUGCCUUCAUAUAAAUACACAAAGUUUGUGGAAGAACAAACGCCAAAGGCCCAGAUCUUCACAAGAAGCCUUGAGGAAGGCCUGGGCUUCGAAUAUGUGAUGUUCCAUAAUGACGCUGAGAAAAGAGUAGUUUGUGUUUUCCAAGGAGGUCCUCAUCUGCAAGGAAACCAUGGAUAUGUUCAUGGAGGUGCCAUUGCAACCAUGAUUGAUAUUACAGCUGGUACAUGUGCAGUUUUAACUGGAGGAUAUGCCAUGACUGCCAAUCUAAACAUCAAUUUUAGAAGACCUAUCCCCCUUUGUUCUGUUGUUGUGAUAAACAGCCAAAUUGAUAAAAUUGAAGGAAGGAAAUAUUUUAUUUCCUGUGAUAUUCGGAGUGUUGAUGAGAAGACGCUUUACUCAGAGGCCACGAGCUUAUUUAUAAAGCUGGAUCCUAACAAAGCCUGAAAUAAAAAAUCUUCUGGUGGGGGCUGGCAUUGUGGCAUAGAAGGUAGAGCUGCUGCCUGCAGUGUCAACAUCCUUUAUGGGCACCGAUUCAAGUCCUGGAUGCUCCACUUCCAACCCAGCUCCCUGCUAUGGCCUGGGAAAGCAGCAGAAGAUGGCCCAAGUCCUGGACCUUUGCACCCACAUAUGAGACACGGAAGAAGCUCCUGGAUCCUGGCUGCAGAUCAGCCCAGCUCCGUCUGUUGCAGCCAUUUGGAAAGUGAACCAGCGGAUGGAAGACUCUCUCUGCCUCUGCCUCUCUCUGUAACU
Messenger RNA from Lepus europaeus (European hare), 992 nucleotides. It is a transcript of the gene THEM4, whose product is annotated as thioesterase superfamily member 4. The record is from RefSeq and is a predicted model, not a curated record. NCBI's taxonomy places the organism in Eukaryota, Metazoa, Chordata, Mammalia, Lagomorpha, Leporidae. The transcript has 6 exons. Bases 57 to 686 code for a protein of 209 amino acids.